Molecule: messenger RNA, 5251 nt
Organism: Vespa crabro (European hornet)
Lineage: Eukaryota; Metazoa; Arthropoda; Insecta; Hymenoptera; Vespidae
Product: intraflagellar transport protein 140 homolog
Exons: 12
Coding region: 708-5021 (1437 amino acids)
Biological process (GO): intraciliary retrograde transport
Cellular component (GO): intraciliary transport particle A; axoneme; ciliary basal body
Molecular function (GO): protein binding
Source: RefSeq, a predicted model, not a curated record
AUGAAUAUAAUGGUAAUGUAUUCUUAUUACUAUUUUUAGUGUUUCUAUAAUAAUGUCAUAUACAUUAAUAAAAGGACGCGUAAGUACAUUAUUAUUUUAAUCUAUAUUUAUUAUUUUAAUUAUUAAGUUCUAAAUGAAUAAAACUGAAUAAAUCAAUUCAAGAAAACCAUAAAUGGGCCAUACAUAAUCGUAGUAUAGAAGAAUUAUUUAAAUAAAUAAUAUAACUUCAUCAUUUGCUUGAAAUUAUUAGAAUUUUGGCGCCUUUCAUGAAAUAUAAUGCAGUAAUUAAUAAUGAGGUUAUAAGAUAGAUCGUUUAAUUUGGCAAUCCUGCUUGUCAUGCUUAUGUUAGUUUCUAUAGCAACCUAUUUGACAACAAAAUCAAAUUGGUAUUGGAAUCAAGUCUCGAUUUCAAUACAAUUAUACUUUCCGAUUGUUAUGAACUGUAUAAUCAAGCGUAAUCGAUUGUGAAAAAGAAAAUAGUGAAAUAUUUCGAUUUUUUACUUCAUAAAAAGUCUUUUAUAUAAAUUAAUAUAUUUUGUGAUUAGUAAUAUUUUUAUUAAUGAACAAUGUAUAUACAUAUACAUGUAAUCUUAUUGGUUUAAAAUAUUUUUAAAGACAAACUAUGAUCAAAAUGAUAAUCAAAAAAUACCUUAUAAUUAUUUUUAUGUAAAUUUUUAACCAUCUGCACUCAUAUAACAGAUAAAAAGAUGUCUUUAUAUUUUGAUACACGAGUGCAAAAUCCAGAAACUGCUUCAAUAAGUACUCAUGCAACAUGGCAUCCUAAUUAUCCGCUGUUAGCUGUAGCAGCAUAUUCCCAAGACAAGGGAGGAUUUGUAACAGUUUAUGACGAUCAAGGAGAGCCUUUACAAGAUGUGGAAUCUUCAAGACAUUCUGUAGCUCAGGUAACUGCUCUUGGUUGGCAUCCUGAUAGAAGAUGGCUAGCUGCAGGAUGGGAAAAUGGAGAGCUACGGAUUUGGCCAGGUGAUACAGGUAGCACUGAAUUUAAUGUGAUAAUAACACCUCAUCAUGAUCCUAUAACUAUUUUACAAUGGAGUCCACAUGGAAGUCGAUUGGUAUCAGCUGAUGCUGCUGGUUCUAUAAUAGCUUGGAAAAUUGAUUCUAGGGGUCAAUUGCUUAUGGUUUUUCAUCAUGAAUUAAAAGGAUCUUUCAUACAUAUUGCAUUUAUUCCAAUGAAACCAAGCAUGGAUUAUAAUGAUUUGGCAAAAGCUGCAGUAGCUGGAGAUGAAAGAGCAUUAGAUCUAUUCAGCUAUUGGCGUCCCAGAACUGCCGCACCAACAUCUAUUACAACUCGGAAAGAUAAUCAUGUUUUUUAUAUUGGAACUUCAAAUGGAGUUAUAUAUUUUAUUGAUGCUCAAGGGCAAUGCAUGGAAGUUCUCAAUACAGAUGGUGUUACACUACACUUUUUAUUGCAUCAUCAAAUAAGAGAUUCUAUCAUAAUUAUGACAGAAGGUUUAAAUAUUGGAUACUAUCAAACAGAUCCAAUUACUGGGCAAUUAACAGAAAUAACUAAGGUGAAACUUAGUGGUCGAAGUGAUAUACCUCGUACUGGUCCUGCUAUAUGUUGGGUUGGUGGUAAUACAUUAGCUGUUUUAACUGGAGAACUGGGAGUUCGUUGUUGGGAUCUUCAUACUGGAGACACAUAUGUUCUGUCACCUCCUGAAUCAUUGACUGGUAAUCUUGCCACACCUCAGGAAAUCUGUACAAGUUUAUCUUUUUGCAAAAAUAAUGAUACAUUAGCUGCUGGGACGAACUUAGGUACAAUUUAUUUAUGGAAAGGAAAAGUUGUAAAUGACUCUGAUGAAAAUCGUUGGCCUAGUAUUCCAGAGUCAUGUACAAUUCAUGGUACUGUCAAACAAUUGAUGUGGGGUGCAACCUUAUUAAGAAAUCCCCUUCUAGCGGUUAACUGUAUUACGAAUGUUUUUAUUUUGCAUCAACAAUCAAUGUGUGCUGCAUACAAUGACGGGGUGUGUGCAAGCCAACUUAGUCCAACACAAAUUUUACUGGAGGUAGACGGAAAAGUGCAUACACUCAAAACCGACAUUCAAGUACAGAUUAUUGCUGUGAAUAAAGAAUAUGCAGCUGUUUCAUCUAGUAGACAAGUCGUAGUUUAUAAGAUUAAUAAGGAUAAUAUGUUAAGUGCAAAUAUUAUAGGAAGUUUUGCUUGUGAUACUGAAAAGAUAUUGAUUUAUGAACAUACAUUGAUUAUCUUGACGCCAUUCGUUAUUCAAUUGCGCUCAACAGAAGGUACCGUUAUACAAACAUUACCUACAAUGCCGGAGGAAGGAGAACCAAUUACUAUGGACCUUACGGGUCGAUAUUUGACAGUCGCUUCAUUAAAUGGUAUCUUAAAAAUUUGGGAUUUAAGUAAAAGGGAAAUCGAACUACAUACUAGGGCUAUGGCAACAUACGAAGCUAUUAAUGACUUUGCUGAAAUUAUUGAAGCCAAAUGUAAUUCCGAUUGUCGAUGUGUGUCUAUUACUGUUGCUAUGACCAAUCUAAUGCCUAGUUCAAUUCUUUAUGUAUGGGACAUAGAAAGUGAUCAAAUGCAUGAAUUUGAUUUUGCCAGGUCAGAUGAUACGAUCGAUGAUGAAUCUGCACUAGCUAUGAAAUGUAGAGGUAGAUUGGUUACCGCUCAUUGCUGGGAUUUUGAAGACCCCAGGCUCUUAGUUUGUCGUGCACAAAAAUUGGAAACAAGAGAAUCUAAAACAUCAUCAAAGUCAACCAAAAUUGAUGACGAAGCCGCUGUAAUAUUUGUUUCAUUAUUUGCUACUUCUGAUUACGGAAUUGCUAUUCAAGACGUAAAAUCAAUAGAAGACGAGAACUGCAGAUUAUUGGGGGUACAAUCGCCCCAUAUAAUAAUUUUAAAUUCUGAACAAGUACUUGGAAAGGAUAGUAAAAUUAUGCGAUUACUUAUGAGAGACUUCGAAGAGCUUGAAGAUUGCGAUCCCGUUACUAAAAAAGCUGUUCUAGAUUUUAGUUUUCAUAUUAGUGUGGCUAAUAUGGAUGAAGCUUUUAAAGCUAUAAAAACUAUUAAAAACGAAGUUGUUUGGAAAAGUUUAGCAAGAAUGUGUGUAAAGACUAAACAAUUGAAUAUGGCUCUUCUAUGUUUGGGCCAUAUGAAACAAGCUAAGGCAGCAAAGGCAUUGAAACAAGCAAUGCAGGAUGACAGUUUAAAUUUAGAGACUAAAGUUGGUAUAUUAGCGGUCGAACUUGGAUUGUAUAGCGAUGCUGAACGUCUUUUUCGCGAAGCAAAAAGACUCGAUCUAUUGGGUAAACUUUUGGAAGCUCGUAAUAAAUUUAAAGAAGCCAUAGAAUUAGCAUCGAACGAAAACAAAAUAAGGGAAAAGACAAGUUAUUAUAAUUAUGCGAAGGUUCUUGAAUGGGAAGGAAAAGUUGUGGAGGCUAUCGAUAUGUAUACAAAAGCUGAUUGUCAUAGAUCUGAAGUGCCAAGAAUGUUACUUUCAAGACCGAGAGAACUUGCAGGUUAUCUAAAUAACUGCGACGACCCUCAGAUAAAAAAUUGGCAUGCUCAGUACAUAGAAUCGACUGGAGAUAUGGAAGGAGCUUUACGUUUAUAUGAGCAAGCUAAUGAUACGUUGUCCAUGACAAGAUUAUUGUGUUAUUUCAAUAGAGAAGAUGAAGUAUGCGAUCUUGUAUUAAGAACGAACCAUGCUGCAUCUGCAUAUCAUUUAGCUGCACAUUAUGAAUCUAAAAAUAAUGUAUCGCAAUCUAUCCAUUUUUAUACGAUAGCAAAGGCAUAUACAAACGCAAUUCGUUUAUGCAAGGAACAUCACAUGUCUGAAGAAUUGUGGCCUUUGGCAGUUUUAGCAUCCAGGCAAUCGCAAAUAGAAGUUGCGAAAUAUUACGAAGAAAAUGAACAAUUGGAUAGAGCUGUUCUGCUUUAUCAUAAAGCUGGUUUAUUACACAAAGCUUUGGAUAUAGCUUUUAGGACACAACAAUAUAGUGCUUUACAGCUUAUUACUAUGGACGUUAAUGCCGAUUCCGAUCCUGUCCUUAUCGAGAAGUGUGCAGAGUAUUUUGUACAAAACGAUCAAAUAGAUAAAGCUGUUGAUUUAUUUGCUAUUGGUAAAAAGUACAUGGAGGCAUUAGAAUUAAUGCAAAAGCAUAAUGUAACGUUAACCGAAGAUCUUGCAGAAAAGAUGACAACAGAAAAAGUAGAGAAUGAUGCAGAACACGAGAAGAGAAGGAUUAAUACAUUAGAAAAAAUUGGUGAAAUAGCAUUUGAUCAAGGAAAUUAUCAUUUAGCUACUAAAAAGUUCACACAAGCUGGAAACAAGUUAAGAGCCAUGAAAGCUUUACUUAAAUCUGGCGAUACGGAAAAGAUUUGUUUUUUUGCACAGGUUUCAAGACAAAGAGAAAUUUAUAUAAUGGCAGGGAAUUAUUUGCAAUCAUUGGAUUGGCAAAAUCAACCUGAGAUUCUGAAGAAUAUCAUUAAUUUUUAUUCGAAGGGCAAAGCAAUGGAUUUGUUAGCUAAUUUCUAUGUGGCCUGUGCUCAAGUGGAAAUCGACGAAUUUCAAAACUAUGAAAAAGCUUUAGAUGCAUUAAAUCAAGCAAGUAGAUGUCUUGCUAAAGUAAUGGCACCCAGAGAUCCUGAUCUUCAUAAAAGAGCUACCGACUUAGUCAAUAAUAGAAUGGCAGCGAUAAGACGUUACAUAGAUAUUAAAAGAUUAUUCGACAGAGGCGAAACGGAAACAGCGAUAUCGCAAGUUCAACAAUUACUUGACUCUCAAGGUUCCGAUUUAGAACAAUCUGUACGUCGUGGCGAUUUGUUUGCUACUAUUACUCAACAUUAUGCGAACAUGGGAGAUACAGAAAAAGCUCGAGCUAGUGUUGAAGAAUUAAAACGUUUGGUACCCGGCAUAAAUCUCAGUUAUUAUUAUAACGUUAAUUUGUUAGAAGCAUUGGGAUAUAAACCGUCGAUUCAAUAUCAGGAAAGUUCUGAUAAAGACGAUGAUAUUGAGGAACUUUUAGGCGAAUGAAAACGAAACAACCGGUUUGUUGUGUGGAGCAAUAAUGACCGAUCAUUGGGAGGAGGUUGGCUGGGAUAAAGAAGCUCUCAUUCAUGCCAAUGUUAGUCUCACAUGGUUGGAUGAUCAAGUGGCAAUGUUAGAGGCACCACCUGCUCACAGAAAUCAUCAUCGUGGUAGACGUGGCUCUUUCUUGGUACCCAUGCACGGUGGAAUCUGGACGAUGUGCGUCUCGUUAUCGG